CUCCAGCAAUGGAGCGCCUCUUGGCAUCGAUAAAAUCACGACCAAUAUGGCGCAUCGGAACCCUCACUCUCGCAUUUUGCAUCGCGACCUGGUUCCUAAUAUCCUUAAACCCUAGAAAUGUUCUAGCGGAGGAGAAAACCAACAUCCUUCCCGACACCACAUCCUCUGCCAACACAUACGGCCUGAUAAGAAACAAAGUAGCAGUAAUAUCCGACACGAAAUACACCACGAACCUCAUCCCCCUCAUCCUGCACUACCACUCGAUCCUCGGUCCCAGCUGGCCCAUCAUCUUCUACACCACGCCCACGACGCUGCCCUCCUCCCUCUCCGCGCCCUUCGCCCUCGCCAUCGCGGAGAAACGAAUCCAAAUCCGCUACAUACCAGACGAAUUCAACCUCACCUCCCGCAAUGGCGUGAACCUCUACCUCUCGCGGUCGUGGCUGUGGGAACAAUUAGCGCCCGCGACACAUGUGCUGAUCUUCCAAGCCGACGCCGUGCUGUGCGGAAACGCACAUAAAACUGUCGACCAAUACGUCGACGAAGGAUGGGAUUGGAUCGCUGCUCCUCUGCAUGGGUCAGAGCAUCUCUACAACGGCGGUCUGUCGCUGCGUAAUCGAUCCAUGAUACUUGAUAUCUUGUCCAACCCGGAGAAUAACUGGGAGGAGGAGACGAGGAGCGGGAAAUGGACGAUGGGAGGUGAAGAUGUGUGGUUUAGUCGGAAGAUGGAUUUGAGGGGGGCGAAGUUGCCUAGUUUUAGGGAGGCGGUGGCGUUUGCGUGCCAGCAUGAUUGGCAUACGAGUGUGGAGAAGGAGCCGCUGGGGUAUCAUAAGGUGCAUAAGAAUAUUGGGAAGGAGGGGUUGAGGGAGAUUGAGAGGUGGUGUCCGGAGAUUGGGUUGGCGAGGCCGGGGAUGUUGGAGCCGAGUACUUAGAGUGGUGUAGAUUUGUAUAAAUAUUAUAGAGCUUUGGAUGCCGUCAAGGUCUGUCAUUUUGUUGUGCUGGAUCAAGGUGUGGAUGUCGAAGUUGAUGUUGGGGCUUUUAGAGGGCAGAGCUUACUGGAAAGAUGACCCGGUAAUUGGCCACGAGAAUAUCGAAGUCGACGUGGGAGCUUUUGAGCCUUAGAGCAUAUGGAACAGGCAAUCUCGAGACUAGAAGCGAGAAUGUUGGUCCCCGAGCGGAGCAUUCUUGACUAGAGAAAUCUCAGAGUUAGGAAUUUCUUUGCGUAAUAAUUUUGUUAUCAAG
This is a messenger RNA of Mollisia scopiformis, 1239 nucleotides long. RefSeq lists its product as uncharacterized. The record is from RefSeq and is a predicted model, not a curated record. The transcript has 2 exons. NCBI's taxonomy places the organism in Eukaryota, Fungi, Ascomycota, Leotiomycetes, Helotiales, Mollisiaceae. The coding region runs from base 9 to 929 and encodes 306 amino acids.